Elgaria multicarinata webbii is the source of this 7028-nucleotide messenger RNA. It is a transcript of the gene WIPF2, whose product is annotated as WAS/WASL interacting protein family member 2. The transcript has 8 exons. The coding region runs from base 128 to 1450 and encodes 440 amino acids. Gene Ontology annotation, molecular function: actin binding. The record is from RefSeq and is a predicted model, not a curated record. Lineage: Eukaryota; Metazoa; Chordata; Lepidosauria; Squamata; Anguidae.
UGUGUGGCCGCCGGGCGGGCACACGGCUGUUUCCGGGUUAGAGGCCCCGGAGCAGAGAGAGAGGCUGUGGGUUUAUGAGUGACCCAAAAGUUCUCUUUACGCUGAGCCGCCAGGGAGUGGGGCAAAGAUGCCAAUACCACCUCCCCCUCCCCCUGGACCACCCCCACCCCCAACUUUCAAUCAGGCAAAUACAGAGCCUCCAAAACUGAACCGGGAUGACCAGCGAGGGAGGGGAGCCCUCCUGCAAGACAUCUGUAAAGGGACCAGGUUGAAAAAGGUGGCCCAGGUCAAUGACCGGAGUGCACCCAUCAUUGAGAAAUCCAAGGGCAGUGGCAGCUACGGUUCUAGCGCAUCUCCCCUGCAACCAAAAGGGGGUCUUUUCCAAGGCGGUGUCCCUAAGCUUCGACCUGUGGGAGUAAAGGACAAUUCAGACAGCCCCUCUGGAAAACAGUUGCUUCAAGUUCCUGGGUCCAGAUCAGCCGCACCACGGCCCCCUGUGCCGGCCACCGGUAGUCGGCCCCAAGAUGACACGGAUAACAGUCGGGCUUCUCCCCCAGAGCUUCCACGCAUGCAGAGACCUUCCUUGCCAGAUCUCUCACGGCCAAAUAGUGCCAGCAGCACUGGCAUGAAACACAGCUCAUCAGCCCCACCACCUCCGCCACCAGGACGCCGAGCCAAUGCACUGCCUGCUCCCCCGUCCUUGCACAACAGCAAAGCACCUUCCUACAACCGCGAGAAGCCAUUGCCACCAACUCCAGGACAGCGCCCCCCAGGGAGUCGGGAUGGACCACCAGCUCCUCCCCCCAUCAAGCCACCCCCUUCCCCAGUGAACAUCCGGACAGGACCAAGCAGUCAGAGCCAUUCUUUGGCGCCCCCUCCUCCCCCCUACCGGCAACCUCCUGGUGUCCCCAAUGGUCCUGCCAGCCCCACCAAUGAAUCUGCCCCUGAGCUUCCCCAGAGACACAAUUCGUUGCAUAGAAAGACGCCCGGGCCUGGGAGGGGCAUGGCACCUCCCCCACCCCCUUCAGCCUCCCCUUCUUUACAGAGCAAUCGCCCCCCACCUCCUGCCCGUGAUCCUCCAAGCCGUGGCGCAGCCCCUCCGCCGCCGCCACCACCCAUAAUCCGAAAUGGUGGUAGAGAUGCCCCGCCCCCGCCCCCGCCCUACAGAAUGCAUGGGUCUUCAGAUCCCACAAGCCGUGGGAAACCACCACCACCACCCACCAGAACGCCAGUUGGACCACCACCUCCUCCCCCACCAAUGAGAAAUGGACACCGGGACUCCAUCUCCACUGUCAGGUCUUUCUUUGAUGACUUUGAAUCUAAAUACUCUUUUCAUCCAGUUGAAGACUUCCCAGCUCCCGAAGAGUUCAAGCACUUCCAAAGGAUUUAUCCCAGCAAAACUAACAGAGCUACUCGAGGAGCCCCUCCCCUGCCUCCCAUCCCCAGGUGAAAAACAGCAGCUGGGGAUUGUUGCACAGUACCGAAAUGAAUGGACCUGUGUUUUUCUCAGAUUUCCCAUUCCCUUCCCAUCCUUCAGAAACCUGCAUGAGAAACACAUUCCUGCUGUUGAUCCCCUCCCCACAACUGUUUCAAGAACCUGGAUGAAUCUACCACUCCUCAUCUCCAUCUAUGCAUUUCAGCUGGGUGAGAACCCUCUUCUGCAGAUCUGUGUGGGUUUCUCACUUUCCCUGCCACUUCUGUCAUGGAGAGAGAGACUGGUUCAUAAACCACUACUGUUCAAGAAUAAGUGCGCAAUGAAUAUUUUCCCAAAAAGCAAGCUAAACAGGACAGUUUUGGAACUGUGAGUCAGGUUGAAACAACUUUUUCCUAAAUGCUUGCCUAGCAUAGGGGAGGGAAAUGCCUACAAAUUGGGUGAAAUGCAGAAUUCUGAUUUUUAAGAGGGAUAGCAUUGAAAGGACUGAAAUGGCUAUUCCACUUUUGAAUGCAAACACUACAUACUAACUCAUUAAAUUGUGUAACUUGAAGAAGGGGAGGGAAGAAAAUGAGUAUAAAGAGUAUCCCUUAGAGCAAAUUCUAAAUGGGAAAAGCUACACAAAUGUAGUAGUACCAAUGGUAGCACAAGAGAAAUUCGGAGUGUACAUCAGUUACUUUGCUAUAUUGUUGCAGUGUUCCUUGUCCUGCAGAUCUGGAGCCAUUAUCUUACUCAGGAGUGUCAGCUCCUGGCAUCCCAGUCCAAUCUGUUGUGACUCCUAAUGUUGUUGUGCCUCUGCACUGUAAAAGGUCCAGGAAUCACAUAUGUACAGACAUUACAUUUCGUGGCCACCACUGCCACAUGUGCAGUAUUCAUAAACAGCGUGGCCGGGACGAAGACAGUAGCAGCCACUGAAAGCAGCAGAGGAAAGGCAUACAGGCAAAAAUUGGGGUGGAGGCUGGGAGGCCUAGGUUGGGCAAGCUUGUGAGAGACAUGCAGCAGCAUGAUGGUGCCUAUAAACAAAAUAUUGAGAUACCAUGGACAUAGAUGCUCAGCAAUGCAGGACAUGUGCUUUAGGCCCCAUGUUGUUUUGGUAGGACUGCCUUGCCCCUUCUUCAGAAGAUCACACCUUACUGUUUCCAAAAAAGGAGUCCUUUCUUAUCUCCUUGUGCUAUGAAUAUCUUUGAGAUGGACCUCAACCAUCCGGCAGCAGGCAUGUUUUGGCUUACCUCUGUGUUGAGGAGUGGAUGGGCGCUGGCUGCUUGCUCAGCCCAAGGAGGGCAUCACUGAAGCAGGUCGAAUUGAGACAUGGUCAGCUCUGGUUAUGAGUAGUAUUCCUAGAAUAUCCACAACUAGUGUUCAAUUUUUUUAAAAAAUUAAAAUGCUUAAAUAAUCAGCUGUUCUAACUCAAAGUUGAUCACGAAUCGUUAAUAACCUUCUCCAGCAAAAUAACUUUUAGAGUUGGGGAGAGUGUCGAGCUCCCCACGUGCUUUAUUCUUCUCAGUUGUAGACACAGUGUUCUCUGGGUUUCUUGCACAUGCUUGUGAGGAAGAGGGUUUACAUCUCUGUACAUGACUGCUGGGAUGCCUGUUAUGUGACAGUGUUGCCAAGCUGAUCUCAGUCUCCUGGUUGUGACAUGGAAAACUUGGCCUAGCAUCAGAGGGAAGUUUUAUAGUGCUGGCCUUGUGCUUGAGGUCAAAGCAGAGGUAUUCCUGCUUGGUCGUUCCCCCCCCCCCCCCACACACACACACACAUUCCAGAAAGAAAACUUCCAAGUUGUGGAUUGCACACAUGCUUCUCAAUGCAGUAAUUUGCUGUGUUGAAAAUAUUCCCAUGUGGGAAUGCAUGUCUGUCUUUCUCCAUGCACGUACAUACAGCCUGCUGGGAAAGCAGUGAAAGUGCCCCACUCUGGGCUGAACAGCACUGAUCCUGGCCCUGGAGCAGAAGCGGAUUUAUUCUCUUCUUGCCCCUUACUCUCAUUUAUACUCUGUGCAGAUGGUUAUAACAUCAAACCUAGCUGGCUUGUUGGGGGUUUUGCCUUACAGAUUACGUCAGUCAUGUGAUUGGUACCAGAUUUAUUAUAAUUAUUGUGUAUAUUGACUCUUAAGUAACGGGGGUGGGGAAAUAUGUGUUAUAAUCAUAAAUAUUGAUCUAUUUUAUAUGUUGUAAAAAGUUUGUAGGCUUGCCGGCCGUAUACUACAAAAGUUCCCUCACCUUCUACUUAUCUUUUUUUUUUUCCUACGAUGAUGGAAUUUCAUCUGCUUUUAUGUUUAAGACCAGGCAGUCUCUCAUGUUGAGGGGCUAGUGCUUGGUUGGAGGAAUUGCUUUUUUUUUUCUGGAGGAAAAUUUAAAUCUUACCCAGCAUAGUUCGCUGGGAAGAAAAGUUAAAUGCACUGUGCAUUUGUGUAUGUAUGUGUGUGUCGGGUGGGAGGGGAUUUUUUUUUUUUAAGGUUAUAUUCCCUGUAACGUUGGUUUCCAGUAAGUAAAUCUUUUGGGAAGCAACUGUGAAGGGCGUUCCAGGCAGUCAAAUGAGAACUUAAUAAAAGAGGUACAUGUGUUAUACUUGCAUGUAUUGGGCCAAAGCAUUGGUUUCUUCCUCCCCCUUUUCACCUGUAAGUGCGUUGGGCUUUUAUUGCCUGGGUGGGUGGGAUGUGUUUGCGUUUUCCUUACUGACCAAGAGUGUUUGUACAAGGGGACCUUAGCACAUACAAACAUUUUCCUAUCUCACUCUUUCCUGAAAGCUCAGGGCAGGUUUCUACAGCAUUUAAAACCAAACCACAAACCCUUAAAAAUAAAAAUCACAAGAUCACCACCACCAAAAUGCAUAUCCUCAGUUCACCCUCUUAGCUCAGAGAUGGACUAUGUCAAAAUGUACUUGAGUUUGUGCUGAAAGCUGCUGCCACACAUUAUUGUUGGAGACUCUGGGCCAGUUAGAUAUUCACAUUGAUAUACCACUUAAUGUUUUUCCUCUGGGCUGUACCAUUCAGGCUGCAGAUGUGGGUACUUGCAUGUUUGAGUAAGGACAUAAGAGCCAUGCUGGAUCAGACCAUGGGUCCAUCUAGCCCAGCUCUCUGUUCACACAUUGGGACCAGGGACCCACAAGCAGGACAUGGUGCAACAGCAACCUCCCACCCAUGUUCCCCAGCAACUGAUGCACAUAUGUAUACUGCCUCGGAUACUGGAGAUUGUAUCUAGCCAUCAUGACUAGUAGCCAUUGCUAGCCUUCUCCACCAGGAAUUUAUCCAACCCCCUUUUAAAGCCAUCCAAAUUGGUGGCCAUCACAUCUUGUGGUAGUGAAUUCCAUAGUUUAGUAUAACUAUGUGCUGUGUGAAUAAGUACUUCCUUUUAUCUGCCCUGAAUCCCCCAUCAGUCAGCUUCAUGGCAUAAUACUGAGUUUUAGUAUUGCCCCAUCUUAGAAAGCUCCCUGCCUUCUAGGUGCAGGUUUUUAAAAGAGUAUUGAAACGUCUCUUCUCCCCCCUCAAAGAAAAAUCCUGAAGAAUAAACCAAGAUAAGCUUUUAUUCUGAAUGUACUAUCCGACAUUUCUCUAGUUGGCCCUGUUGAGAUUUUUUCCAGGAUCAGCUAAAAGAAAAUGCAUAAUCUGACUAUAACCUGGAUGCAGCUCUUAGGUCUCAUAUGCCUGGUUUCCUGAAACAUUUGUUCUACAGUUUUGGAUCAUAGAUCAAAAGAACAUGGCAAUGAAUGAAGAUAUUCAGAUAGUUCUAGACAUGAAAGACAUAUAUAAUGCUGCUGCCAAGGUUGACUGCACCAUUUUUGAGAUGUAAAUUCAGAGGAUUGAUUCAAGCAGCUCUUAAUCAGUGCUGUGUGCCACAAUGCUAACAAGUGCAGAUAAUACUCCAAUGUGGUCCUGAUGCAGACACCCAGCUUCCUGAGGAUGUUUACUUGAAAAAAGAGAUUUUAGCCCUUCUGUUACAAAGAUACUUAGAAACUCAACCAGUGUGAUAGGCUGGACAGUUUUUCCAGUGGUCCAGGGAGAGGCCUACAUAGGUUUUAACCCUUCCCAUGUCUAGCAGUAGAAUAAAUGAUACAAAAUAGUAAAAUAAAAAUGCAGGAUCAUGCAAAAUAGCUAAUUUGCCUAACUUAUACAGGUUAUAGAAUUCCACAUUUCUUGGUUCAGGAUUUAGGCUACCCUGGCUCAGUUUUUUUUUUUUUUUAGUGCAGGUUAUACCCAGUUCUUCUCAAUGUUGUAACCAUACUAGUCUUCCAUUGCAAUUGUAGUGUGAAACCACGCAUGUGUCCCAGGGCAAAGGCCCUUAUGGACGGGUGUAAUGUGUCCAUUGUUGAACAGCAAGUUCUUCAAGCUUCAUUCACUGUGCCUUAUCCUUAAGUGGCUCCCAGUGAGUUUUUGUUUUGUGUGCGCAUUUAUAAGUGGGGAGGAAUAUCUCUCAAUGGUUAGUAUCAUGCAAGCCUAGAUGCACUCCGUAUGCUUUGUGUUAAUGCUUUUGUUUAACUACCAUUACCCUUAACUAGAGAAACACUACUGAGAGCCACUUCCUGUGGUUUCAAGGACCAGAAUAGGGGGUCUCUUGCACUGUUACUUUUUUUUUUCAAAUCUGCCCUUUGCCUUUAAGAUAAAACUGUCCUUUGUGUACCUCUCACCUUUUACUUUUCUUUGCAAAGGUUUGAAAAAAGGUUUCCUCUAGGCUGUCUGUGAUUGAAGAAUCCCAGGAUUCUUGAGUCUUUCACUGUGGGCAGACACAUAUGGCUUGUGUUAAACAAAAAAUGGCAUCUUAAAGGGGCUUGCAUAUAACAUUCUUUUACAAUUUUGUUACUCCAUUACAAAAUAAGCAGCUGUGAGAACUCUGUUAAUGUGGCAUUUGGGUUUUUGGUCUUUGCAAUUUUUUAAAAAACAUAUUUUUGCCAUUAAAACAUCACAGUGGUUUGUGUGUGUCUAAAUUCUGCAGACUAUAAACUACCACAAUAACCAUAUGCUGUUUUCCUGUAUAAAUUCCAUGUUCUUGGAUGAAUGGGAGUACAUGAUAUAUUUUAUUCUAAGCACCUCUCUUCCUGAUGUUCUUUCCUAAUGGGAGCUCUGAAGAGCAUUGUCAGUUUCCUCUAAGGCUCAAUUGGAGUGGGCAGUAGUUUAAAGGAUGCUGCUCUUUUACAAAACUGUUGGUCGAGAGCUGGGCUUAGGGGUCAGUGAGUAGCUGUGUGCAAACACACAGUGAGACAUCCAGUGCAUCUGUGUCCUGCCAGCUGUACAGUUUUGUCCAGGAGGUGGAAGUUUUUUCAAGAUCAGCGCCUUUUCUCAUGGAUCCAUACCGUUCAUCAGAAUCCUAGUUUUGUUUUUAAUGAGCAAAUUACUAGUCCUCAUUGUUACUGUAGAGAUGAUGGCUUAACAUGUGAAGGUAGUAUCUGCUGAAGCCUCUUGAAAGGCUGGUUGAAGAGGCAGGGGGAGGGACUUUACUCUUACUCCAUACAUAUUACAUUUGAUAGUGCCUCCUUCUCUUACUAGUUCACUUUGCAAGACACUGUACCUAACCCACAGUAAGUGGUGUUGUCUCUAUUACAUUGUAACUGCAUCUACUGAUGCAGAAUUGAGUCUGUGUCCAUGAUCUAAUAAAUUAAUCAAGUAUA